AACUCAUCGAGACUAUAAAAUGCAAAUGCCGUAACGACGCCUUCCGAAUCAUCGCGCGUCUCGAAGUUGUCGAUUCAUUUGUGAUUUGAUUUCGCCUCAUUCGCCGCUCGAAUCCGGUGGUGGCGAGGAGGUUUUAAUCAGGUGGAACCAUUUCAACUGGAUGUGGUGAAAUCUUCACCCUUGUAUGGUGGAAAAAUGAGUAACGUCUAUUACAGGACUGAAAGAUCUGCCUCAGUUCAAAAGAGGAAAGUGAAGGAGCUUAUGCUCAAAAGUGACAAUCGAAUCUGUGCUGAUUGCGGUGCUCCAGAUCCAAAAUGGGCGUCUGCUAAUAUUGGCGUCUUUGUCUGUUUGAAAUGCAGUGAUGUUCAUAGGAGUCUUGGGGAGGACAUUUCAAAGGUUUUAUCAGUGACUUUAGACGAGUGGUCUGAAGGUGAUAUUGAUUCCAUGUUUGAGGUUGGUGGGAACUCUUAUGCUAAUUCAAUUUAUGAGGCUUUUCUUCCCAAGGAUUAUCGAAAGCCUAGAUCUAACUCAAGUUAUGAUGAUCGGAGCAAAUUCAUCAGAUCCAAGUAUGAGACACAAGAAUUCUUAAAACCAAGUUUGCGUAUUGUGUCUUCGAAGAUGUCUUUCAGUUCUGUUGAAUCCAAAAAUAGCUUAAAUUACAGGAUUGACUCCAACAGUUCAACUAAGUCGGUAGAGAGCAGACAAUUCAUUGGAGAUUUAAAGGUCAAGGUUGUGAGAGGUUCAAAUUUAGCUAUCAGGGAUAUGUUUAGCAGUGAUCCAUAUGUUAUAUUGACUCUUGGGGAACAGAAAGCUCAGACAACAGUAAAACAGAGCAACUUGAAUCCAGUGUGGAAUGAAGAGCUUAAGUUUUCAGUUCCUGAAAAUUAUGUCACUUUGAAACUGCAAGUAUAUGACCAAGAUGUUUUUUCUGCCGACGAUAUAAUGGGUGAAGCUGAGAUUGAUCUUCAACCCUUGAUCACAGCUGCUAUGGCUUUCGGGGAUCCUGAGCUUCUCGGUAACAUGCAGAUCGGGAAAUGGUUACAGACAAAUGACAACGCACUUAUCGAUGACAGCACUAUCAACAUUAUAGAUGGAAAAGUAAAGCAAGAGGUCUUUCUGAAGUUGCAGAAUGUGGAGUCUGGAGAAAUAGAAUUAGAACUAGAAUGGACUCCGCUGGAUGAAUAGGUAUGAGUCUCCUUUUAUAUUACGUCGUAUUAGUAACCUUCUGUGAAAUGUAUUGUAGGUAUGUAGAUCAUAUCAGAUGCAAAGGCUUUCUAUCUCAUAUAAAAAUGUGUGAUUAAACUCUUA
This is a messenger RNA of Zingiber officinale, 1308 nucleotides long. RefSeq names its product ADP-ribosylation factor GTPase-activating protein AGD12-like. Gene Ontology annotation, molecular function: phospholipid binding; GTPase activator activity. Lineage: Eukaryota; Viridiplantae; Streptophyta; Magnoliopsida; Zingiberales; Zingiberaceae. Bases 196 to 1185 code for a protein of 329 amino acids. The transcript has 9 exons. The record is from RefSeq and is a predicted model, not a curated record.